This is a messenger RNA of Solea solea (common sole), 3596 nucleotides long. RefSeq names its product deleted in malignant brain tumors 1 protein-like. The record is from RefSeq and is a predicted model, not a curated record. Bases 50 to 3373 code for a protein of 1107 amino acids. Gene Ontology annotation, cellular component: membrane. Gene Ontology annotation, molecular function: calcium ion binding. The transcript has 13 exons. Lineage: Eukaryota; Metazoa; Chordata; Actinopteri; Pleuronectiformes; Soleidae.
ACCUCCCGCACUCUAUCCAAGUAGGUUUUUGUCUUGGACGUGGUCGAAAAUGGGAAGGCCCGGGAGUUUGCUUUUGCUUUUUAUUCUGCAGUUUCUCACAGGAACCACCACAGGGAUAGAAGUCACCGGCUGUGAUGUGUGUCAUGAUGAAGCCAUGUGCCUGGAGUCAGGAGACAGAGGAGACACCUUUGCCCAUCAGUUCCCCUCUUGUGUCUGUAAAGAUGGCUUUGUAGGUGAUGGUCUCACCUGCUACGAUGUGACACGCUGCAGUGACUCAUCGUGCUGUAGCCAAGGAUAUCACUGGUCAUCCGACAGUGGCUGUGUAGACAUCGAUGAGUGCUCACUCCCAGAGUCACCAUGUGCACCAGAUCAAGUUUGCCAUAACACACUAGGCUCUUUCGACUGCCUGGUACCUUCCCCCGCCUCCAGAUCUCGCCUCUCUUCCCAAUCUGUCCAGUUUAGAUGUGGAAACACCGUUUGCCCUUUCGGCAUGGACUGCAUCAGCAAUAAUGGGACUGCCCGCUGUGCUGACCCUUGUCAGAACUACACUGCACUGCACGACGAGUGGCGCUCAACAAGUUAUAGAGAACCCGACAACCGCUGUGAUCGAGAUGUUAACUGGCAAGGCUGGUAUCGCUUCUUUCUGGGGUCAAACAGCGCUCAAAUUCCCCAGACAUGUGUACACUAUGGAUGUGGAACUGCUGCUCCAAUGUGGAUGAAAGAAGCUCAUCCCACAACGCCCGGUGAAAUUGUAAACCGUGAAGUUGGAACUCACUGUGUAGACUGCGGCCGUUCGCCGACCUUCAUCCAUGUCAAGCGCUGCUCUGGAAACUACUACGUUUACAAACUUGUGAAGCCAGUCUCAUGCAGUUAUGCCUACUGUACAGAGGUGAGCAGAUCUGUGGCCACUCAGUUCAGAACCAACACAAAUGGAGGCACCUAUGUUCCAGUGGAUCAGACCAAGGAGGAACAGACCUCCACCAAGGAAACAAGGCUAGAAGUCACCGGCUGUGAUGCGUGUCAUGAUGAAGCCAUGUGCCUGGAGUCAGGAGACAGAGGAGACACCUUUGCCCAUCAGUUCCCCUCUUGUGUCUGUAAAGAUGGCUUUGUAGGUGAUGGUCUCACCUGCUACGAUGUGACACGCUGCAGUGACUCAUCGUGCUGUAGCCAAGGAUAUCACUGGUCAUCCGACAGUGGCUGUGUAGACAUCGAUGAGUGCUCACUCCCAGAGUCACCAUGUGCACCAGAUCAAGUUUGCCAUAACACACUAGGCUCUUUCGACUGCCUGGUACCUUCCCCCGCCUCCAGAUCUCGCCUCUCUUCCCAAUCUGUCCAGUUUAGAUGUGGAAACACCGUUUGCCCUUUCGGCAUGGACUGCAUCAGCAAUAAUGGGACUGCCCGCUGUGCUGACCCUUGUCAGAACUACACUGCACUGCACGACGAGUGGCGCUCAACAAAUGCAAAUAGCGGCAACCGCUGUGAUCGAGAUGUUAACUGGCAAGGCUGGUAUCGCUUCUUUCUGAGUUCAAACAGUGCUCAAAUUCCCCAGACAUGUGGACACCAUGGAUGUGGAACUGCUGCUCCAAUGUGGAUGAAAGAAGCUCAUCCCACAACGCCCGGUGAAAUUGUAAACCGUGAAGUUGGAUCUAUGUGUUCAUACUGUAGUUCACCGACCUUCAUCCAUGUCAAGCUCUGCUACAGAAACUACUACGUUUACAAACUUGUGAAACCAGUCUCAUGCAAUUAUGCCUACUGUACAGAGGUGAGCAGAAUUGACAUUUCUUCAACCACGUCUGAACCAGCAUCACUCACUCAGUUCAGCACCCAGACAAGUGGAAACACAACAAGUGUCCAUACACCGGCAACAACAGUGAACAACAUCACAACAGCUGAGGGACAGGUCCGCCUGGUGAACGGAAGAAACAGCUCCUGCUCUGGCAGAGUAGAGAUCUUCCUGCGUGGACAGUGGGGGACAGUGUGUGAUGAUAUCUGGGACCUGGUGGAUGCUCAGGUGGUUUGUAGACAGCUGGGAUGUGGCAGGGUCCUGUCAGCACCAACAAAUGCACGUUUUGGACAGGGACAAGGACCUAUCUGGUUGGACGAUGUCAGAUGCACAGGCAACGAGACAAAGCUCACAGAGUGCCCCCACCGAGGGAUUGGAUCUCACGACUGUAAUCACAGAGAGGACGCUGGUGUGGUCUGUGAAGCUGCUACACCAGUGAGGCUGGUCAACUCUGACAACCGCUGCUCUGGCAGAGUGGAGCUCUUCUAUAAUGGACAGUGGGGGACAGUGUGUGAUGAUUACUGGGACCUGAACGAUGCUAACGUGGUGUGCAGACAGCUGGACUGUGGCAGGGCUCGUUCAGCACUGCAGAGCGCAGCCUUUGGACAAGGCACUGGACCCAUCUGGCUGGACGAUGUCAGUUGUUCAGGAAGGGAACCGUCCAUAACACACUGCAGACAUCGAGGGUUUGGGGUCCACAACUGUGGUCACAGUGAAGAUGCAAGUGUUGUUUGUGAAUUAGAACGGCCUCCAGCCACAAAUGAACAGCUUAUUUGUGGCGCUGAUAAAAUCCAAAUCGGACUGAAUAUGGCUGCCACCACAUCCAUUGGUUUGGACCCACUCUCUGGAAAUCUGGCAGUCCGUAACUGUUCCUGGGUCAGAGUGCGUGAUAAUGUAGUUUGGUAUGAAGUGGAGGCUCGGGCAGGUGCCUGUGGAAACACAAUGAGGACCAACCGCACACAUGUUAUCUACUCCAACAAUUUGUUUAUGUACCCAUCAAACGGAUCCUUUGCCCAAUCUGUGAGACUUCCAGUCUCCUGUACAUAUCCCCUGGAAACAGAUACCAGUAUGAAUGUGGCUAUCAGACCCUUCCUGCAGGCAGGAGUUGGCCUCUCAGGCACUGGUGCCAAAGUCAGAAGCUCCAUGUCUCUGUUCCGCAACUCCAACUUCAGUGAGCCUUAUCCAGCAGGUCUCAUCUCUCUUCCGGUGGGCUCACCUCUGUACGUGGGCGUCUCUGUGGACGAUCGAAGCUUUGCAGUGGUUCUGGAGGACUGCUUCGCCACUCACUCAUCAAACCCCAACAAUUCCACAAAAUACUUUCUCAUCCGGAACAAGUGUCCCACUGACCAGCGGCUGGUGAUGGUGGUUGAGAAUGGGUCAUCCCACCAGGCUCGUUUCUCUACCCUGUUGUUCCUGACCCAGGGUGAAUACCGACAUGUUUAUCUUCACUGCAGCCUCAGUCUGUGUGACCAGAGUAACUCCCGCUGUGCCCCAUACUGCAGAAGUAGGACACAGCGCUCUGUUUCCAGCUCGUCUCCUCUGCAACCCAUCACCAUUGGACCAAUCGCUUGGGACAAAUCGUCUGAGUGAGCUGAUAUUUUGUAAUAGAAUUAUUUUACUUAUGCAUAAAUAGCAAAUGUUUUACUUUGAUUAAAAAUUAUCUUACUGUGAAUGAUUAAGUCUAAACACAUUAUGUGUAUUAGUGAAAAAAACAUUCAAAUUAAGGUGCCAACACUUUUCUUCUGCUGGGUUUUUUGCUCCGUGUGCUUCUAAAUUGCUCCUUUAGGAACAAAUAAAGUUCUUUUUAACUCAA